This is a messenger RNA of Biomphalaria glabrata, 3964 nucleotides long. RefSeq names its product abscission/NoCut checkpoint regulator-like. Bases 75 to 1505 code for a protein of 476 amino acids. The transcript is spliced from 12 exons. The record is from RefSeq and is a predicted model, not a curated record. Gene Ontology annotation, molecular function: phosphatidylinositol-3-phosphate binding; metal ion binding. Gene Ontology annotation, biological process: abscission; mitotic cytokinesis checkpoint signaling. Gene Ontology annotation, cellular component: centrosome; cleavage furrow; midbody. Lineage: Eukaryota; Metazoa; Mollusca; Gastropoda; Planorbidae.
CUAAGAGUCUAGAUUCUAAUAUAACCAAACAAAUAACAAAUUGACUAUUGGAGUAUUGAGUGAGUCAAUGUAAAAUGCCAGGACAGUGCUACAAAUGUGGAUUUGAGUUUUCAGUUUUCAAGAAAGAGCGGGGAUGUAAGAACUGUGGCUAUGCUUUCUGUAACAAAUGUUUGAAUGAAAAGCCCAUUCCUGUGCCAAAGAAAAAUAACGAAAAGCACCAUGUCUGCAAUGACUGUUUUAAAGUUUUAACAGGUGCAGCGCCAGUGCUUAAAGAACAUGUGAAAUAUGAUUUACCUGAAGCUUAUGUGAAAAGAGUUGCUGCACUUGAGCAGCGUAAUGUGCAGCCUCGAGCAGGGGGUGCUGCACUUAAAUCUCAGGAUGGUAAAAAAAUCCCAGAGUCUCUCAUGAAGUUGGAUAAAGCAGAUAGAGAGAUUGCAUUGCGCCUAGAGAAGUUACGAGAAGAUGAUAAACCUAAAGAACCUAUCACUGAUGCCCAGCUUCAAGCCAGACUUGCACAGUUAAAGGGCCAGCCUGUUCAGUCUACAUCUAAUCCUGUGUACCAACCAGUGAAAAGAAUACCAGAGACACAACAGGUUGAUGACUUACUGGAGCAGCUGUCCGAGGAAGUGGCAUUGGAUGCUCGCUUGCCAGACCCUGCAGAGGAGGUUGAGGAAAGGCUGCGACGUUUCAGAGAUAGUGAAUCUGAAAGAUCUUGUAAACCUGGCAUUGAUGGUCACAACUUCAACCAGGAUGACAAGUCAAUAAAAGGGGAAAAUAAUCUCAAUAUUGUGGACAAAGGCAGACCUGUUAAGAAACUGUAUGAUAAAAAUAUCACAGGAACAUCCACACUGGAAGAGCAGGACUUGGAAGAGAUUCACAAGAUGAUAGCAGCGGCCGCUAAAGAGGUGGAGUCUGAUGCACAGAAGGCGGUUCAAGAUCUUCACAGAGAUAAGGAAUUAAUGAGCAGACUUAAAGUGUUACAAGCCCACAGAGAACAAAACAAACAUUCUGAUGAUGCUGCCUCUGUCAACUCUGACACUGACAACACAACUAAAAGCACUGAGAUCAGUCGGUCCUUGAGCACACAACUGGUAGACUCUGACCAGGACAGUGAUGACGAUGUUGCAGCAGCAGCGCUGGUCCAGCGUUACAUUGAAGAGACCAAAAUUGAUGAGGCAGUUGGAAAUUCAGGAAGACUCCCUGCCGAUGAGCCUGCUUUGCCCAUCCCAUCAAAAAGUUCAAAGACGAAAAAGAAGGCUGAAAAAACUGUCGAGCGAAAACAUUUAAAUUCAGAGCCCUCUACAAGGAAAGAAAACUCUGAUAGUGACUACGAUGAUAGUGAUGAACUCCCCUACUGCUGUCUGUGUACUGAGGAUGCCUGCAUCAGAUGUCGAGACUGUGACCUAGAUUUGUACUGCAAGAAAUGCUUUGUAAAAUGCCAUGAGAAAAUGGACAUCACUGACCACAGGACAGUGGCUUACAAAGCUCCCAAAGGCUACAGAUAGUGACUCCAGAGGCAGAAACAGCGUUGCUGAUUUACAUUUCUCUUUGCUCCAACAUUUACAUUAGCUGAAACAAAUUCUCAUUAUUGCUUUUACAAGCUUCCUCCAUUUGGGUUCUUGCUGCUGCCUUGGUGUUAAUAUAAAUGCUUGAAAAUAUUCUCUCAUGAAUCAGACUUAAGUCAUUGCAUUGAGUAAAAGACCAAAAGUUGAAAUACCUAAAUGAAAACAGCUUCAUUUUAAGUUUAUGAAUCACAUUUAAACUCAUAUCAAAUGUCUCAGUCACCUCCAAGUCAUAGCAGUCAUCUUGAACUUAUUGGCAAAAGCUUCCUUAUAGAUGAAAUAUUCCAGCAGCAAAAACGUAACUCCGAAACAUCCUGACCAUGUCACCUCACAUCUUGGGUUUUAAGAUUUAAAAAAUGUAUGUGGACUUGAUGAUAAGUUCAUUACAAGACUUGAGAACUCUCUAUAUAUAUCAGUGUUAUGUGCACAUUGUCUUGUGGAAUGGUGGGAAUGCAUUGUUAAAAGGUGACAAGAAUUCAAAAUGGAGGAUUAUAAACAAAAUAGUGUUGACAGUGUUAGUUAUGAAAUUAAGAUUAAAUUAUUUCUAAAACUAUGAUGUUGAAGUUUGUUGUAAAUGUACUGAUGAGAAAGUCUCAUUACGUAACAAGAGAUAACAGUUUGCCCUGGUAGUUUUAAACAUGGCUAUGUAAGAAAAUAGCUUCAUAAAGUAGCAGUAGACAGUCCUACUUAUUACCCAUAGCUCUCUUGGGUAAUCGUUGUAAGCCUCAUGUAUUAUAGUAGUUUGUCCAGGUGUUACUGACAGCACUUGGUAGGGUGAGAGCUUGUCUGCGGUAAACUUUGAUAGUCUAUGUUUGAACACAAAAACAACCUGGAAGUGCUUAAAAGCUCUAUGUGUAACAAGAGCUUGUAUGCAUAACCCUUGACAUUUCUGUGUAUAAUCAAGGCUCUUCACAUCUGUUGAUGUUCCUAUGUAUGGUUAUCAAGCCAGAAGAAAGUGAAGAGAAUACAGUGAAACAUAUUUAGGUUCUUACAAUGAUUUAAACCACAGACUUGGCAAAAUUCUUUAGCAGGGACACUGGUACCAAGCUAACACCUUACUUGACCAUCCAGACUUGCCAAAAAAAAAUUCUUUUUAAGUUAGUAGAAUGAGCAAUGACCUCUAUACACCAUUCAGCCUCAGGUGGUCAGUCGAGUCAUGUUCUCUAAUGCUGCUAUUGUUUAUUACAUGUUAUGUUUAUUAACUGAGACUAUGUUUUUCUCUUGGUAUUGCUGUAGCCAUAAAUAUUUGCCCACAUUUUGUUCUGAGGUACUCAAAUAGUUGUGAUAGGAUUUGAUGAACUGUCAUGUUUGAGUGGGUCUGAGUAGAUUCUACAUUUCAGUGCAAUGUUUCUACACUUUUUGAUUUAUUGUGAUGUACAAGUCAUAAUACCAUUCCAGUGAUAUAUUUUGUAAUCUGAGGUGAAGGUGUGGGUGUCCUAGGGAGAUGUAACACUGUUUCAGUUUGAUCUACUUCCAGACAAACCAGGCAUCUAGUGUUCAGUUUACCAAGACAUUGCUAUAGUAAACAAAAAUGUAAAAGAACCCAUUUAAGACCCUGAGAUCUAUAGGGCAGAUAAUGUUAGGUCAUCUGUUUCUAAAGCCCACAGUUAAAGAGGGUGUCAUGUGGCCAGCACAAACCGUUUACUUUCCCCAACUAAUGUCAGGCACCAUUUAGAGUUGCAUGGACUAAGGGGCAUCCUAAUAAUCCAGAGAUUCAAACCUGGGUCCUCUUGGUUCAGAAGCCAAGCACUUUACCACAGAGCCACCAUGCCCCAAAUUUCUAUAGACUUGACUAGUAUUGAAUUCAUAUCUCCAAGUCCCUUAAGCUAGUCUCUACCAGUUUGUGUCCCUUUUUAAAUUUUACCACUUCUAGUAACUGCAUGAAAAAACUAGAAAAGAAACUUCCGCUUUUAUUUCAUCUGCAUGUGUUCAUUUUUAGCACAUGCCACCAGAAACUUUUAUUUUUAUUGCUAUGUCACAAGCUGAGUAAGUAGAUUAACCCCCUUGGUCUGUCAACUCAUUUGCUUUCCAAGUAAAAAUAAAUGUAAUGCAGGAAGAAUCCCUUUGAGACCCAGAUGUAAGAGUGGCUUCUGUAGCAUGUUUCAAUUGUAGAAUAUGCCAUAGACAGUCACCCAUUUCCUGUUCAACAUUUCAUUACAAAUAAUAUUUUAAGAAAUUCUGCUGCACUGUAAAUAAUAUUUUUUUUAUGCCAUUAAAUUCAUUUGCUUGUCAAAUAAGUGUUGAAUUUACUUUGAACAUGUUAGGACAUUUUGUGGUAUGAACUCCUGGGAACUCCUCACACCAUAUAUAUACCAUUAAAGUCAUUUGCUUGUCAAAUAAGUGUUGAAUUUACUUUGAACAUGUUAGGACAUUUUGUGGUAUGAACUCCUGGGAACUCCUCA